This is a messenger RNA of Rotaria sordida, 2447 nucleotides long. The record is from the annotation of a GenBank genome assembly. Lineage: Eukaryota; Metazoa; Rotifera; Eurotatoria; Philodinida; Philodinidae.
ACUCCUCUUGAUAUUAUUGGUCAAAUUGAAUUGGAAAUUAAAAUUAACUAUAUUAAAACUUAUAUCAUUGCUUAUGUCGCAACAAAUUUAAUUACACCAAUUCUUUUAGGCAAUGACUGGAUUAAUUUUAAUCAUGUUCACCCCUUUGGCGACCAGAAACACUUAACAAUUCCUGAUCAACAUGGUCAAUUAACUCGAAUUCCAUACACUGAAUCGUCUUCCAUCAAUUAUCCCGCUCUAUUAGUUAAUAAAAUUACCCUUCCUCCACAUUCACAAACACUGGUUGACAUUACUUCUCAAGUUACUAAUGCCAACAAUUUAAUAUUUGAACCAUAUGAUCGCUAUAUCUCAAAAUUUAUUUUCAUACCGCAUACAUUAUUAAAUGUUAAUAAUCAUCAAGCAAAAAUUUUAUUAAUAAAUGCUCAAAAUCGUCAACAAACAUUACCAAAGAAUACACGCAUCGGAACUCUAUCAUAUGACACAACAUUGUCCAUAUGUACUACAAUACAAAACUCGACAAAACCGGAACCACCGUCGAAUUUUCAAUCAUCCCGAAAACACAAAAUUCCUAAAAUAAGAGCUAUCUCAUAUGAUAAAGAUAACUCGAAUCAAACUCUCCGAGAUAAUCGUUGUCAUCAAUGUGAUGAAUAUUUUCUAUCUGGAAAUGACUUACAAAAACAUUUACGUGCACAAUGUUAUUCAGAUCAGAUUCGAAAACAAAUAAUCGAAUCGACUGCUCAUAUAGGAAAUCCAAAACAUCGAGAAGCAAUUCAAGAUAUAUUAUGGCGAAAUAAAAUAUUAUUUGAUCCGACACCAUCAAUUAUUAAUAUUCCACCGCAAUCGGCAAUUAGAACUGGUGAUCAUCCACCUAUUUAUUCGAAACAAUAUUCAGCUUCGUAUAAAGAUCAAGAAAUUAAAUUUCAAGAAACACAGAAAUUAUUAGAACGUGGUCAAAUUGAAGAAUCAACAUCUCCAUGGUCAUCACCUAUCGUUCUCGUCAAGAAGAAAGACAAAACCAUGCGAUUUUGCAUUGAUUAUCGUCGAUUAAAUGCCAUCACGAUUAAAGAUGCAUUUUCACUACCACGAAUUGAUGAAAUAUUCGAUCAAUUAUCUGAUGCAACGUAUUACACAAAAUUUGAUUUUAAAUCAGGAUAUUUCCAGGUUCCUCUAUCGAAAGAGGACCGACCAAAAACUGCUUUCUCAACCCGAGACAAUCAUUAUCAAUUUACAGUUCUUCCACAAGGAAUAACGAAUGGUCCAGCUACAUUUCAACGUGUUAUUAAUCACAUAUUAGGUCCUGCACGAUGGAAAUAUGCAUUAGCAUAUAUUGAUGAUGUAAUUAUUUACUCCAAGACAUUCGAAGAACAUUUGUCUCAUCUCAAGGAAAUUUGUCAAAUAUUAAAAAACGCUCGUUUUCGUCUCAAUCCAGAUAAAUGCGAAAUUGCUCGUACGCAAACAGAAUAUCUUGGACAUCAUAUCCAAAAUGGUGAAAUUCGUCCAAGUCCACACAACAUACAAGGUUUAUUAAAUACAAAUUUACCACACACAGCAGAUGAAGCUUGUAAAUUUGUUAAAGCAGCAGAAUAUUAUAGAAAAUUCAUACCAAAUUUUUCACAAAUUGCCGAACCACUUAGGAAAUUCGUACCAACUACCAGAACGCAACAGAAAAAAGGACAAAAAACGUUAAUUAAAUUAACAGAUGAAGAAAUUAAAGCAUUUGAACAACUCAAACAUUUUCUUACAACUGAUUUAGUUUUACGUCUACCAAAUAAUAGAUUCCCUUUUAAAGUUCAAACAGAUGCUUCUGAUGAGGGAAUCGGUGCUGUUUUAUUACAAACUUAUCCUGAUGGAGAUAGACCUGUAGCUUAUCUUUCUAAGAAAUUUACUCCAGCACAGCGUAAAUGGUCUCCUAUGGAACAAGAAUGUUAUGCUUUUAUUUGUGCUUUAGACAAAUGGCAUAAUUAUUUAAGUGGAAUUAAAUUCACUUGGGAAACUGACCAUAAGGCAUUAACACAACUAAAUCAAAAAGCACAACUUAAUAAACGAUGUGAAAGAUGGAGAUUAAAAAUCUUAGAAUAUGACUUCAAGGUGAAAUAUAUCCCAGGUUCAACUAACUCGAUGCCUGAUUAUUUAUCAAGAUCUCCAGUCGAUGAUGCCGAAGAAGAUCCUGAUGAAAUUUCACUUCUUAUUUCGAAAUCCACACAAACCGAUUUCUCAGAUAUAAAAAACCAAUCAUCUAUCGUCGCAACUGUUCAAACUCGUGCGAUGAAAUUACGACAUCAAGCUUUAAAUGAUCCGAACGAUGGCACAAAAUCAGCACAAGAUUCUCUAACUUCUUCAUCCGCCAAUCAAACAUUAAAUAAUUCAAUGAAAGAGAAUCGAAUAAUUCCAUUUUCUAUUGAAGAAUUAAUUCAAGCUCAACAAAAUGAUAAUUAUGCAAAAAAUAU